GUGGGAGAAAGUGAAAGAGGGACGGGUGGUUGAGUGAUUAUGUGCGAAGGAGGUGCAUGUGUGUGUGUGCAUGUGUGUCUGGAGAGGUACGCCACUCUCUCUCUCUACCACUUCAGCCAACAUCCUGAAGCGGGCCACUCCACUCCACUCCACCCCCUCCUCUCCCCUCUCCUCCGGACCCACGCAUGGACUCAAGCAGCUUGAAAAGAAGGCAGUGAGGUAAGGCAACUUUUCAGAGGAGAGAUAAAUGGUGAAAGGGAAGUCUGCUGUUGAUUUCCUGGACUUGGGUGUUGGAGAUACAAUAGGAGGCAAUCCCCUUUUCCUGUGUGUGUUUUCUGUCCGCCCUCACCAGCGGGAGCAGGAACUGGGCUGAAGAAGACUUCUGGAUGCAGCAGCAAAGAGGAGGACCAGCCAAAAGAGGAGAAAGUGAUAAAACAGAGACAGGAGCAGCAGGAGUUGGACUGAGAAGACAGGGGGAAGACAGAGUCAGAAUCUCGAGGGACUUUUUAAAGAGCAGACAGAAGAAGUAAUAGGAGGUAAAGGGGACCAAAGAAGGAACUCACCUGACUCACUUCUCUGCUCUGCCAGGAGGAACAACUUCCUUCCUUCCCUCUCCUCCCUCCCUUCCCUUUCCCUCUCCCCUGACAUGGGCCGCCUGCUGGCCCUGACCCUUGCCCACCUGGCCUACCUGCUGGCCACCGCGAUCGCCUCGGAGCGCCAACAGCACCACGUGCAGCACGGCCCCUGCAGCUACACCUUCAUCCUCCCCGAGGUGGAGCACUGCCAUCCAUUAAAAGACUUCCAGGUCACCAACACCCUCCAGAGGGACUCCCCGCCUGAGGCAGAGCCUGAGUCAAGCCAAUCCAAGCCGGGAAAGGCCCAAAAGGAGAGGCCUUCCUGGCAGGAGAGGAAGCUGGAAAAUCUAGAGAGCGCCAUGGAGAAUAACACCCAGUGGCUGCAGAAGCUGGAGAACUUCAUCCAGGAGAAUGUGCGCUCUGGGAUGGAGGAAAUGAAAAGAACUGCGGUACACACCCAGACAGCUGCCAUGCUGGAGAUGGGAACCAACCUCCUCAGCCAAUCAGCGGAGCAGACUCGCAAACUGACAGACGUUGAGACCCAGGUGUUAAACCAGACAAGUCGCCUGGAGAUCCAGCUGCUUGAGUACUCGCUCUUCACUAACCGGCUGGAGAAACAUAUUCUCCUGCAGACUCAGGAGAUCUCACGCCUCAGUGAUAAAAACAGUUUUCUGGAGCAGAGGCUCUUAGCGCUGGAGGCUCGGUAUGGGAGGGAGCUGCAGGGCUUGCAGAGCGAAAAGCAGCAGCUUCAAGAGCUUCUGGAGAGGCAGAGUCGACUGGUCAGUCAGCUCCAGGGCGAACUGGGCAGCUCCACGCUUAACAGCACCUUACUACAGAGACAGCAGGCCGUGCUCACGGACACGGUUCAGCAGCUGCUGGCUAUGGUCAACCACUGCAACGAAAUCUCCAAUAUGCCCAAGGAGGAGCCGCUCAGUUUCAGGGACUGCGCGGAGAUCCUGCGAUCCGGAGUGACAGAGAGUGGAAUAUAUAGCAUACGCCUCCCGAACUCCACGCAGACUGUCAAGGUGUUCUGUGACAUGAAGACUAGCGGUGGAGGGUGGACGGUGCUGCAGCAUCGGAGAAAUGGCUCCCUAAACUUCCACCGUGUCUGGAGGGACUACAAAAUGGGCUUUGGAGAGCUGUCUGGGGAACACUGGCUGGGGAAUGAUAUCAUCCACAGGCUGACCAGCUCGCAGGAAUACAGUCUGCAUGUCCAGCUAAAAGACAGAGAGGGGAACGAAGCUUUCUCGCAUUACGAUCGCUUCUACAUAGACGGAGAGGACAACAACUACAGCCUUCACGUCGAGGGCUUCAGUGGCACAGCUGGACGGACGAGCAGCCUCACCCACACUGGCACCCAGUUCAGCACCAAGGACAGAGACAACGACCGCUGCACCUGCAAGUGCGCUCAGCUCGCAUCUGGAGGUUGGUGGUUUGAGGCUUGCGGUCCAUCCAACCUGAAUGGCAUAUAUUACCCCAGCUCAUCCAGUGUGAUUCGCUACAACGGUAUUAAGUGGUACUAUUGGAAGGGUCCUAACCUGAUGGCGACCAUGACAACCAUGAUGGUGCGCCCAGCAAACUUCUGACGGCAUGGCUUGGCCUCCAAUCAAUAUAAUGAACAAUAUCCAGGAAAAUGUAUAUAUUGGGAGGAAAUUCGAAUCUGACUGUUGAUGCUUUAAGCUUCUGGACAUUUUGAAGCAUGGCUUUGGCAACUACCUGAGGACAUGUGCUGACUUUGAGCAAAUGACUGUGGUUUGAGUGAAUUCCUGAGUAAGAAAUUCAAUCAACAAUAUCAUUUACAAAGUUGCCCAGAUAUUUCAAUAUGGGCAACUUGGACAGGAAGAAGGUAUGAGCUUUUCUAUAAAUUACAAAACACAACUGAUCACGUCAUAUUUUAACAUAUGAUCAGUAACUCAACUUAAAAUAAAAUUCAACUGAUUAAUGCAUAAACUCUUAGAGACACUUUAUAGCAAUACCUAUUUUCAUAUCAAAGUCUGAAAACGCGUCUGUUUGUUUGCUGUAAAUAAAUAUGACCAAACUGCAAUAAUUCAGACACCGCUUUGUAUAUAUUUUACAGAAUGUCAAGUGAUUAAAGGGACAGUUCACCCCAAAAUCCAAAAUACAUAUUUUCCCUCUUACCUGUAGUGCUGCUUAUCAAUCAUAUUGUUUUGGUGUGAGUAGCUGAGUGUUGGGAUAUCAGCUGUAGAGAUGUCUGCAUUCUCUCAAAUAUAGUCAAACUAGAUGGGACUCAGCUUUUGGUGUUCAAAGCACCAAAAAAAUACAUUUGAGAAACUCAUCAGCAACGUCUCAUUCCAGAAAUCAUCCAUCCAUCCAUUUUCUAACCGCUUAUCCUCCUGAGGGUCGACUGGAGCCUAUCCCAGGUGACAUUGGGCGAGAGGCAGGGUACACCCUGGACAGGUCACCAGACUAUCACAGGGCUGACACAAAGAGAUUCUCACAUUCACACCUACGGACCAUUUAGAGUCACCAAUUAACCUGCAUGUCUUUGGACUGUGGGAGGAAGCUGGAGCACCCGGAGAAAACCCACAUUGACACAGGGAGAACAUGCAAACUCUGCACAGAAGGGCUCCUCCACCCGGGAUCGAACCAGGAACCCUCUUGCUGUGAGGCGAUGGUGCUAACCACCACACCACCGUGCCGCCCAUUCCAGACAUCAUCACCCGCUUAUUAAGGAUAUUCCAAAGACUUUGUUGUGAGCAGUUUCAUUUAGGAACUAUUUCUUCUACAGAACUACACCCACCAGCCGUAUCACUGCUCAGAAGGAAGAGUGCAUCUACUGUUGGACAAGAGGCUCGUGCCUGAGUGCAAGAUGUAAAUAUUAUUGUGUCCUCCUCAGCUGGGCUUUAACAUUAGCUAGCUCAGUGGUGCUAGGUGAGCUAGCAGUAGACGUAUGCUUGUUUUUUUUUCUUUAUCAUCAAAAAUACAAAUAUUAACAAUAAAACAUCCGAACAAAUCUUCGAUACAAGUGCAUCAAAAGAAACACAACUACUCAAGCAUGUUGAAAUAAAUACAUCAAAACAAAUUUUAAAAAAAAAAGCAAAAAGAGGAAGUGAAUAAAUGAAAACUAUAAAAUAAAGAAAAACCAGGGUGUCAUCAACAUUGAUUCUACACAAUCUCGUUCUCUCCAUAAAAAGAGACAUUCCUCUCUAUCAACUGCAUACAUGAGCUUUACAUACGCACUACAGAGAUUCCUCAACAUAAUACAGGGAUCAGUGUUUACAGAGCAUAAUUCCUGGACAAGAACAGAGCAUGUCUAAUGCCGCAUUCACAUGAAAUCAGGCAGACGGGAGACAUCUGCUGGACGGAACGGGAGAAAUAAACAAGGUCUAAUGGAACGGCACGACGGCAAAAUGAGACACACGUGACUCAUGACACAUGAUUGUUGCUAUGGCGAUGUUUUGGGGCUACAGAGAGCUAAUGUUAGCCAGAUAGCUCGCUAAGCUAAUAAAGCAAUUCACAACGUUAAGUUUCAUAUUAUGUACCUGGUAUUCCACCCAGCUCUGCGCUAAUCGCGUCCCAUAUGUACGCCUUCUUGGAAGCAUCAUGGUAGGCUUUUAAAGUUUGGUCAUAUAAUUCUGGGUGCUGCUGCACCAAAAGCACUAGCUUUUCGUUGUCGAGUUCUGCCAUGUUUUCUUUUCUGUUUUGAAACUACGUCACACCCGGUUGAGUAUUCCAUGGCCGGUGAACGGUAAAAGUUAAAAUAUUUUAACUUUGGUCGGCACUCAAAGUGGUGAUAUGGUUCUUUAGAAAGAAAAUAGUUCCAACAUGAAACUGCUCACAACAAGGCCUGUCGAUUAUCUUGAGCAAUUGGGUCACGAUUUCUGGACAGAGACAUUGCUGAUGAGUUUUUCUUAAUUAUUUACUUGGCGCUUUGAGCACCACAAGCUAUCUAGUACUACUAUACUGGAGAGAAGGCAGCAAUCUCUAUGGCUGAUAUCUCCAACACACUGCAACUCACACCAAAAAAGUCUGGACUGAUAAGUAGCACUACAGAUAAGAGGAAAUAUAUGUAUCAUUGAUUUUGGGUUGAACUCUCCCUUUAAAAAUAUAUACACCCCACUAUAAAGUCUUAAUUUCACACUAAGUGCUUUAUUGACUUUGGUUGUUGUGAUUUGUGUAACGUCUGGUAUUAAGUUAUAUUUCUCCUUUGCAAUGGCCUGAUUGUAACUUUUCCAGUAGCAUCACCAGGCUGUAAAAUAUCAGUACUUGUUUAUAACUGUAGUUGAGUCCAUACACAAUAUAACAUACAAUAACCUACAGUGACUUCAAUGGUUUACCACUGUUAUAAAACAACACCAUAAAGAACAGCAACAAUAACAGGCUUUGCCCUUUGCUGUAUCUUCCAAAGGGCUUUUCAGAAUGAAAUAUUCCCCAUUCUUUCCAGGCACACCUCUCGUAAAACUUUAUUUGUGAGAGAUUUCGCUCAUAAAAGUACAUCAUACACUUUCACUGGUGUGAUUUACUUUCAAAAAUGAAACAUUUGUAAUAACAUCUGGGAACAAAGUAGUAAAUUCAGUUUUUACUUUGUUAAAACAAUAAAACCAUAUACAGUCUUCGGUGCCUAUGAUCAGCAGUGCCAGGUGCUUGUUACCAUGCAAGCUACAUAAACCCCAACAAGCCUCGCAUGCUGGACUCAGGAAGUCAGAUGGGAACUGUCGAGCAUUGAUCUGAUGAAUCAUCCAAUAACACCGGUCCCUGUGGUAUCCAUUAGAAAGCGGAUGGGUUUCACCUCGGCUAACUAUGACCUGGAUGUCCCGGUGUACGCUGGGGACAGCAGCCAUUGCUAACUGGACACACAUGGAUGUCAGCUGGCCGUGUCUACAAUGUCUGCUAAUUGCUGUGUUUCAUUCACAGACAGAAGAACACUUAAAGAGCUCAUCAUCUUUGCCAAACGCAGCACCCAGUAUGAUUCACUUCUGACUGCUGCAAAUUUAAUGCAACUGCAGAUAUAAGACAACAGGCGUAAUGAGCUGUGAGCCAGGUCUCUGUGUUUUCACGUCGUACUUAUUCAAAUCAUUUUCAGAGAUGCGUAAGAAAGAAAUAUAUUCUGAAUGAAAAAGGAGACCGCUCAUUUUUUUUUUUUAUAAAUAAAUAGCUUAAAUAAAUAGCUUUUCUGUGCGUGGCUUCACCGAAUCUGUGAAGGACUUAUGUACGCUCAACUGCCUUUGAUUUACUACUCUAUUAGAAAAUAUGCGGGAGCGGCUCAGGACAGUAAAACUACUCAAAGGGAUAACAGCGCUGCCACUGUGCCUGACCGCAGCUUAAAUGUGUGUGAAUAAAUAAAUAAUGCAAUCAUGCUUGAAUCUGUAAUGAAACAACAAAUAUCAUCACAAGUGGAUGGAGCUAUGGAUAUACAACUCACAGGCUGUGACAAGACCUGCACCACAUAACAUCACACACCGUGCAAGCAGAAAAGCACCCACACACAUUCACACUCACACACCCAUGCUCUGCUUUCAUGCGGUGACCCCACUGCUAAACAAGUUUAUUACGACCUCCAAGGGCUGGACAGGCGAUAGAUCACAGCGGGGGAGGCCAGGGGUGAAUCCAUCAAAGCGACUUUAAUAAAGACCACUUGAUUUGGCCUGCUGGCUCAACAGAUGAAAUGGUUGUGUUCAGGUCCAGUGAAGCAGACCAGAGUCUGGGAUGCAUCGCUUCUCUACUCGUCCCAGUCCCUGUUUAUCAGACGGGUUAUUUGUAGGCGCAGUGGCAGAGAAACAAAGAGAUCAUAACUUUAGCACUGGGUUACAAUAUUAUCAAUAUUUGUGUCAGGCUGGUAACGUAUGUGCUGGUUCUCACAGUGGUGGACUUAAGGGGAAGAGUUCAUUUCACUCUUUGAAAAAAAGGGAAUAUUUGAAACAGACUUUUCUAACUACAGAUCUGAUGUUCAUCUGUAUUAGCUCCUUGUGCACAGUGCAAACAGAUCUACAAUCUAAUACUUAAGCACUACAUUGGCAGGUCCAUCAUUACAAGUCCAUGUUGUUGGGACGAGCAUUGCUCAAGACUUAAUUUUGAAUUCCAGUCAGACCCAAAGAUUUUCAAAGGUGCCAAAUAUGUCAUACAGUACUGAGACUCCUUAUGAAAUGAUGGAAAACACGUUUCAAAUCUCCCAAUUAAAGGAAGCUUUUUGGAUUUUUAUUUCCCGUCAUAUAAGUAGCAUGGCGCAAUGAAACAAGCAGAUGCAUAACAUACAGUUAGGGUGUCGCAAUACACCUGUGAUAUUUAAAAAGGAAAUGCUGAUAUCAUGUUAAUAAUACACAUAUGUAAAGCAGUAUAAAUAAUCCAGUGCCUCUGAAGCCAUUUCUGUUUCUUUCCAUUUUUAAUAGGUCUCCCUUCCCCAACGCCAUCUGGUCGCCUUUUCACUAUCCAUUAAUAAAGUUAUUUGAUUUCUUUUUGUACGAUUUUGUACAGUCAUGGUUACAGACUCUC
Molecule: messenger RNA, 7025 nt
Organism: Epinephelus fuscoguttatus (brown-marbled grouper)
Lineage: Eukaryota; Metazoa; Chordata; Actinopteri; Perciformes; Serranidae
Gene: angpt2b
Product: angiopoietin 2b
Exons: 9
Coding region: 647-2161 (504 amino acids)
Biological process (GO): Tie signaling pathway
Molecular function (GO): receptor tyrosine kinase binding
Source: RefSeq, a predicted model, not a curated record